AUGGAAAUCGGGUUGGAUUUGGAUUGGAUUGGAUUGGAUGACGGAGAUCAAUUCUACUUGAGGAAUGUGGAGACGCAGGAGAAGAUUAGCCUGAAUCUCGACCCAUCAAAGAACAUCACCGUCGACUUCCCGCCAAACAAAGAAUAUCAGCUGUACUUUGUGGAUAUUCCCCGGGCCAGCAACGUUAAGCGGGGGGAUGCGUUGUCUAGCAGUUUGAUGGGCUUAAACCUUCACGAGGAAGCUGAACGACUACUCCAGAAAGACUUCACCUCGGAGCCCUAUAUUGCACAUCAUAUGGACCGCUUCUUGGAUCUAAUUGCGAACGACCCAAAUGGCGAUCAGUUUUUGUCGCAGUACGGACACCUUCCAUUCAUUGAAUCUGCUGGCCCACGCAGCUGGCGAACCUGUUACUAUGCCGGUUACGAUAUUGGCGAAUACAAGCAAGCCAAAUCUCAACAUCCCAGUGGCAUGACGCUGUUCAGGUGUGUCAGCACUAAAAAGAAGGGCCAACAGGACGUCGAUAUGGUACGUUUUGGGCUAGUGACCGAAGUGCUUUCGUCGCUUACGAUCUUUGACGAAAAUGGGAAUGAACAACCCCAUCACAUCGGUUGCCUUGACUUCUACGUGAUCAAGACCUGGAUUGGCGAUUUGGAAGUGCUGCUCUGUGUCCAGGGUGAUGGGUUUGUUCGCUCUGACGACGGUCGCCAUCAGAUUGUCGAGCUGAAGUGCUGUAAGCACAAAAAGAAGCCGCAGCCCGGGAAAACUAACAAAACAAAACUACGCAAUAAAUGGGCUGGUUACGACUGGAGUUUUCUGACACUGACGAUCGUCUCCCAUCGGAAAGGAAUCGUUACAGAAGUUGAUGAGGAAUAUCUAGAGAAGGCCUCCGCAGAUUCUGCAAAAGGCAAGCAGCAGGAAGCUGAUCAAAUUUAUGCUAAUUACAUCAGGCUCAAAAUGCUC
Mesorhabditis spiculigera is the source of this 960-nucleotide messenger RNA. Lineage: Eukaryota; Metazoa; Nematoda; Chromadorea; Rhabditida; Rhabditidae. The record is from the annotation of a GenBank genome assembly.